AUGAUUGUGCUGAUUGACCUGCUCGUGACAGUGCUGGACGUGAUGUAUUACAUACUGCGCUCCACCGUGCGGAUCGUGCUGCGCCCGCGGAUGAAGCCCAUCGACGGUGAGCUCGUCCUGAUCACGGGCGCAGGGGGCGUCCUGGGGCGCCUCUUCGCCCUGGAGUUCGCCAAGCACGGCGCCGACCUGGUGCUGUGGGACUGCAACUCGGACGCCAACGAGCAGACGGCCAAGCUGGCGCGGGAGCUGGGGGUCAAGGCGCACGCCUACACUGUCGACCUCACCUGCCGCAAGACCAUCUACCAGACGGCGGAGCAGGUGCGGAGCGAGGUGGGCCGCGACGUGACCGUGCUUGUCAACAACGCCGGGGUGGUGGCGGGACGGCGGUUACUGGAAUGUCCCGAUGACCUGCUGGAGAGGACCCUGAUAGUCAACUGCCAUGCCCUCUUCUGGAUGACGAAGGCCUUCUUGCCUCAGAUGAAGGCCCAAAACCAUGGACACAUAGUGACAAUCGCCAGCACCCUGGGCCUCUUCAGCACUGCCUGUGUGGAGGAUUACUGUGCUAGUAAAUUUGCAGCAGUGGGCUUCCAUGAAUCCUUGACCCAUGAGCUGCUGACAGAGGAAGGUGUGGAUGGGGUGAAGACUACACUGGUCUGCCCUUACCUUGUUGACACUGGCAUGUUUGCUGGUUGUAAGAUCCGAGAUGAACUUCAGCUCUUCCUCCCACCCCUGGAGCCCAAGUACUGUGUCGAGCAGGCCAUGAAUGCCAUCUUGGUGGACCAGCCCCUGGUGUGCAUUCCACGCAUGACCUACCUGCCAUUCCUAUCUCGAGCGUUAUUGCCCUGGGAGGCCAAUGUGGUGGCCUAUCGUUUCAUGGGGGCAGACAAGUGCAUGUACCCCUUCAUCAAGACUAUGGAACAGCGGGUGGCCAAUGGCCAGGCAAAUGCUGCCUAA
Molecule: messenger RNA, 954 nt
Organism: Megalops cyprinoides (Indo-Pacific tarpon)
Lineage: Eukaryota; Metazoa; Chordata; Actinopteri; Elopiformes; Megalopidae
Product: retinol dehydrogenase 10
Exons: 5
Coding region: 1-954 (317 amino acids)
Cellular component (GO): lipid droplet
Molecular function (GO): oxidoreductase activity, acting on the CH-OH group of donors, NAD or NADP as acceptor
Source: RefSeq, a predicted model, not a curated record